Messenger RNA from Prorocentrum cordatum, 1171 nucleotides. NCBI's taxonomy places the organism in Eukaryota, Dinophyceae, Prorocentrales, Prorocentraceae. The record is from the annotation of a GenBank genome assembly.
CCCCAGGACAUGCACAGGGUCAUCAGCGGGUUGGAGGAGGGCUUCUCGCACGAGCAGAAGUUGCUCGAGGAGAGGCUCAAGACGGCCCAGGAGGAGGGCACGCGCCUGAAGCACGAGCUGCGGGCGCAGCACCGCGAGAUCGACGCCUGGUUUCCGAGCUUCGGGGCCUACAAGGACUCGCUCCUGCGGCACCAGCUCUCGUUCCUGGGGCGCCACUCGGAAGCGAGGAAGCGCUCGGUCGACGAGAUUUCCCCGGACGUGGCCAUAGCAGAGGACUUCAAGCGGCUCCUCUCGACCAUCGGCCCGGAGAAGCGCAUCGAGAUGGGGCAGGAGCUCGCGUCCGUGAUCGAGGUGGUGGCGCAGAGCCCCGGGGCCAAGGAGCGGGCGGUGGAGCCCAAGGGCGGCGCCAAGUCCAGCCAGGCCAGGGCCAAGGAGAGUCGGGCGCUGCAUGCGCUGCAGGAGGAGAUCCGAGGGCAGGAGGAGCGCAUCCGGCAGCUGCGCAAGGAGAUUCUGGCGGAGGAGGCCGCUGGGGACUCGUCCAGCGCAGCGCGCGAAGCGGCCGCUGGAACCGGCGGCGCGGCCAGGGUCAGGGGCGGCGGCGCAGAGGACCGCCGCGGCCGCGGCGCGGCCGCGGACUCGGGCAGCGAGUCGAGCCCCUCCCCGCGGUCCGACGCCCCCGCCGGCGCGGCGAGGGCGUCCGCACUGCUGGCGAAGGGCCUCGGGGCGGCCGAGGCGAUGGCGGCGGCGGAGGGCCUGCAGCGCCUGGCCCUCGGCGCGGCGGGCAGCGACUCCGACGCUGGCGCCGACGGCGCGGCGGACAGUGAGGUCGACGCCUGAGGUCGGAGGCCCCGAGGUCGGCACCAGCACCAACAUCUUGGCGGGGAGUCCGGGGGGAAGCUCCUGUGUUGGUGUUGGCCCCCGCUUCCAAGCCUCCGAGAGGGGCGCCGCGCGCGGAGCGCUUCUGGCGCGCACCGGCGGCGCCGGCUGCUGUGGUCUGCCGUUGACGCUGCUCCCUCGGCUAUCCUCUUCAUCAACGCACUCCCCCUCUUCGUCCUUCUCGUCCUCCUGUCGGUCGAUCUUAGGGCGCGGGGAGACGCCGUGGCGCCCCUCGGGCCCCCUUUGCCUCCUCGCCAGUCGUGUUUCUUACUGCCCCUGCUGCGCCACGUGCAAA